CUCUGGGGGGUCCUCAUCACGCCUUGUCAUCCUUUUCCAUCCCCGGAGGCAGACAUUCUUUCUUACUCAGUCACACACACCUGGUAAGUUAACUACUUACACACACCCUUCUCUCGCCAUUUGAUUGUCGCUUGCAGCUCUUUUGUUUCCGUCUUUCUCCUUUCCCCUCCUUACUCUCUCCGUCGACAGUCAAUCUUUUCUUUCUUUCCUGCCUCCGUUUCCGGAUCGAGCCCUGGCGGGGGAUCCACGACGACCGUUAGAGGUUUAUGGGUGAACAAGCAAACCAGGUAAGAGAAGAAAAAAAAAGUAAACCAAAAAAAGUUAAAAAAAAUUAUUAUUAUUACUAUUAUUAUUAUUAUUAUUAUUACAGUGGAGGGAAAAAGAUACGUACGGCUCCAUCAGCUCUCCCAUUUGGGCUGUCCAUCCGCCCAAAGCUGACUGAACUGAACUGAAUCGAACUCCCGGUUCAUCUUUGCUGGUGUUGGUUGCUGAUGCUGAUUGCUGGUGCUUUGCUGGUGCUGGUGCUGCUACUGCUGCUACUGCUGCUACUGCGAACACAGCCAAACCAUCCAAUCCACACCUUAUCCCCAUCCCCAAUAAUUCCUAUUCCCAUUCCGAAUCUCUUCUUUUCUCCUUCAACCUCUCUGAUUGCUGCUAUCUUCUUCCCCUUUCACUAACUAUCCUUCCUUCUUUCUCCUCACCCACCCUCCCUCUCUCUCUCCUCCCUCACCCCUCUCUUUCUCUCGCUCUCUCUCUCUCUCUCUCUCUUUUCCUCUCGUUCCGCCAAAUUUGUUUUUUUAACUCUCCCUCACGCUCCCUCCCUCCCUCUCCCUCGAUACGAUCAUCACCACCUCCUUUCGUUUGUCUUGCAUUCGAAUCGAAUCGAUA
Aspergillus fijiensis CBS 313.89 is the source of this 888-nucleotide messenger RNA. RefSeq lists its product as uncharacterized. The record is from RefSeq and is a predicted model, not a curated record. NCBI's taxonomy places the organism in Eukaryota, Fungi, Ascomycota, Eurotiomycetes, Eurotiales, Aspergillaceae. The transcript has 2 exons. Bases 492 to 677 code for a protein of 61 amino acids.